This is a messenger RNA of Dreissena polymorpha, 2448 nucleotides long. RefSeq names its product SIN3-HDAC complex-associated factor-like. Lineage: Eukaryota; Metazoa; Mollusca; Bivalvia; Myida; Dreissenidae. Gene Ontology annotation, biological process: negative regulation of cell migration. The transcript has 5 exons. The record is from RefSeq and is a predicted model, not a curated record. Bases 111 to 1031 code for a protein of 306 amino acids.
CAAAGCGUCACUGCACAUGCGCAUUUGUUUAUCAUAACUUAUGUUGUAGAACAAGGAAACAGACGAUUUAAGAAAGGGCAUAGCAAGCUAAAAAGCAUCAAUCAUCAGUCAUGUUUAGCUUUCAUAAACCAAAAAUAUACCGGAGUAACAAUGGGUGCUGUAUUUGUCGUGCCAAAUCUUCCAGUUCACGAUUCACAGACAGUUCAAAGUAUGAACAAGAGUUUGAAAAAUGCUUUCAAAUACGAGAAAAGCGUUGCGGAGAAAUAUGCAAUGCCUGUGUGUUACUGGUCAAAAGAUGGAAAAAACUUCCUGAUGGAACAAAUAGACACUGGAAUCAUGUGGUAGAUGCGAGAGCUGGACCAGGGACAAAAUCUACACUGAAAAUGAAAAACAAGUUGAGUCCAACCAUGCAGAAGUACAAGUCUCCAUUAAAGAGCAAACAGCGAUCAAGUACAGGACCCUCAUCCCUGCCAUCACAGACUUUCUCCAUUCCGAGCCCCUUGCCAGAUGAGUUGUCAGGUUACGACGACAGUUUAGACAAGUCUGACAUGUUCAGUCAAGCUUCGGACGAGAGUGAAGAGUCAGACUUGGAGCCGAGCACGACACAUAACACACGUCCAGAGACGCAUUACCAAAUCAGUCCCUUUCUUGAUCUCACUUACUGGAAGAUGACUCAGGUUUGCUGUGGCAUGAUAUUCAAAGGCAUGAACGGCGAAGUUUUGCUCGACCCCACACUCCUGAAACCAUGUUGGUCCUGCAAGAAAACCAAGUCGGACUCUAAAAGUAAAAGACCACGCUUGCUUAAAACCGAUCUGUCUAGGAGCACAUCAAUGGAGGAUACCGACAGCAACUCUAGUGCACCGAGCUUCAACGGGAAAGACUUUUAUGAGAUUGACACUCCAGACCCAGAAACCCCACCUGACAGUCCAGCAGAAAGUUUGAAGGAAGACUCUGACCCAGAACACAUGACACUCAUUGAUUCUCCCAAUUUGAAGUUUGUGUCCGAUCACAGUAUAUCUCUGGAAUUUUAACGUUUGAUGAAUAUUAGGGGUCAAACUCACACAUGUCAGUCAUCAUAUGUGAUCUUCCUUCAUUCAUGCCAAUUUCAAUGAAGAUUGAUGGUGCAAUUAGAGAACUCGGUGUUAUUCUCCAGUUUGAUCAUAAUGACAUACUUAGAUAUAAAGUAAUUCCCAUGUCCAUAUCAUCUUUUAUACUUUUCUUUUGUUGAUCUUUCCAUAUUUUAAUCCAGCUUUGUAGCGAAAUAUUUAAUCAUUUUAUUUUUUCAUGAAAACAAACACAUGCUUAUCUUGUUUUUUUAUGGGUCAUCUUUGCUAAUGAGUAUUUUUUUAUGGGUCAUCUUUGCUAAUGAGUAUUUUUUUAGUGGAUAUAUAGAUUCAGAACUGCCAAAAUGGUUUGUUUUUACACUCUCAAUUUACUUUAUCAUACUUUCCCACUUUCUAUUUAUUUCAUUGUUAUAUCAGGUUUAAAAAUCUACAAAUAAGAAAAUCAUAAUAACGUUUAACGUAGCCCUAUAUUGGGGUUUUACUGUUAGUAAUUAAAUCUUUAAGAUUUAUUGUAAGAUGCUCAAAACAUUUUCUUUUAAAGAUAAUUAUUCAACCUUGUAGAUUGUUGAUGACCUCUCAUUGACAUUAAUUAAACUGGGUAAGGAUUGAAAACAAAAUGAUCCUUUGUUUUUAUUUUUGAUUAUGUUCCUUUUUUUAUACUUUCUAUAUUGUUCCAGGUUUUAUCUCUCAUUUAGUUGAUCUCAGGGUGUGCAUUGUACAUCACAUGGCUUACGUUUUAAACAUAAAGUGGUAUUCUUGUUGUGGCAGAACUAUAAAAUGUUAUGGAUGAGUAUUUUAUUCAUAUACUUUUUUGCAAAGGGAAAACGUUCUUUUUCCAUACUAAACAAUUUGAAUAAACCAGUUAUAGUUAUACACGCAGAGUAAUUCAAAUAGAACAGAUAUAUAUUGCAAUCAUUUUAGAGUAAUUAGUGCAGUAGUAAUUUUUGUCAUCAUUCUUAUAAAGCUUGAAAUUAAUAAAUGCGAUUACCUGCAGUGUAUUUAUAUGUAGAUAAGUCUUUAAACACUGACUGCAUAGCAUACUGACUCUGAGGAAGGGUGUUCACACAAAAUGCGUUUAACAUAUCAUUUGAACUUAAAAAAGUUGAUUGUGCAUAAAGUCCAGCGUUUUUUAAUAAUAUUACCAAACUUUUACCUUGACAAUGAAAGUUGUCCAUGAAAGAUAAGGAUGUGUUCGAAACAAGGCAUGGAUCGUGUCAAAAUGUGAGUCUGAGCUAUAAGAAUGUCCACAGCAAAUGUGUGUCAUUUUGUAAAUAGUUGUACAUAUGUUAACUUAUUUAUAAGAAUAUUUAUUAUUUAUUUUUAUGUAUGUCUUGUGUUUUUGUCAGGGCUUUUUAUGUCUUCAAUGUAUGAUGUUAGAACUUCA